GAAGAGUUUUUUUCUCGAGUCGACCGCCGGACUUCAUUGCAACGUCGUCUCGCCUCCGACGAAGGAUGCGUGUCGUACUACUCUGCGCUAUCUUCGUCUUCUUCUGUAUCACGUCGCGGCAAGCCGUGACAAUCGUCCAAGUCGAGAAGAACCUGCUCAAGUACCUCACAUCCGUCAAUUUAAUGAAUAUACUCACAAAUAAAAGGAUUAUGGCCAUGUACAUGAAAUGUCUCCUUCGGAGAGGACCCUGUUCCCCGGAAAUAAGAGACUUUAGACGCCUGCUCCCGAGAUUCCUGAAACAUCUGUGCAGCUAUUGCAACGAACAGGAAAGUGAAAGUCUGAGAAUCAUAUUUCAAUUUGUUAAAUCACGACGGCCGGAAGAAUGGAAACAGUUGGAAGACGUUUACGAUCCGAAAAGAAUCAAUACUGAUAGAAUUGAAAAAUUUAUAGGCAAACGUAGUAACAACAUUUGAUUUUGUUUAUCUUAUGAUUUUGUUGUUGUUGUUGUAAUAAGUGGAUCAAAUGUUAGUCAUUUAUGUAUGUGACAUUACACAUUACGAGUAAAGAACAUGACCAAAAAGGAUCCGCUGGCAUCAGAUUUGGUGAUAUAAUUUAUGUGAAAUUCUUAUUUUCUGUUCGCUUGUAUAUCUAAUAAAUAUUAAUUAUAAUAAUUUAAGUAUAGUUUUUCUUAUCAAAGAAACAUAAAAGAAAUUCGAAUGAAAUGAUUCUUAUAACAUGUAGAUAAGAUGCAAAGAAUUUUAAAAGUAACUUGAUUAAGACAAGAAAAAGAGAAAAGAUGGUGAAGAAAAACGCAAAAUUGUUAUUAUCUCAAUCAAAAGUAAAUAUCAAGUUGAAAAAUUAUAAAAUAAAUAUUUUGAAAAAUCAGCAAUUGCGUUUUAAAUGAUUCUGCUUUGGAAUCUAAGAUCUCAUGAUUUAAUUUUGUCAAUGUACUUUGUCUCCUCUAAAUGAAAAACACAAGGAAAAAAGCGAAAUCAAAAAAAUGUUCGCCCCGCUGGAUGAAGCUGAAAUUAAUCAAUAAAAACUUCAAGAAAA
Molecule: messenger RNA, 1053 nt
Organism: Cimex lectularius (bed bug)
Lineage: Eukaryota; Metazoa; Arthropoda; Insecta; Hemiptera; Cimicidae
Product: ejaculatory bulb-specific protein 3-like
Exons: 2
Coding region: 66-473 (135 amino acids)
Source: RefSeq, a predicted model, not a curated record